AUGAAUAGAGUGAUUCAGAAGAGAAUUUUUGUUGGGAAUAUUUUCCAUGACGCAGACGACUGUUAUUCGGAACUCCUAGACCGAUUUGGUAAAUUCGGAGAUUGUCAAGAUGUUCAAUUUGAAAAACACAACCAUUUUGCAUUUAUUGAUGUGAAGUUUAAUGAUGACGCAGAUUUUAACAAGCUCAGAAAGAGCUUUAAUAAUGUUAAGUUUAAAGGGAACAUUUUGAAGGUUGAUGAAGCAAAGCCGAAUUGGGAAACUACCUGGGCGGUACAACAUGCAAAGGAUCUCAAGGAAGAUAUCAUACUAAAGAUGAAAAUGAAAAAAAAGAAUUGGCAACAUUAUAAGAAAAUGGAAAAUGUAGCGAAAAGCUGGAAAGAUCAUAAGGAAGUUAUUGCUGGCAGGAUGAGGGAGGCACCAAGGAAAAGGAGUCAAUUGAGAAACGUUACGUUCAGGAUUAAUGUCAAUGGGUCGUUGAAAGUCUAUAAAUGUUAUAAGACUAAAUUAUGGGGUUAUGAGAGGAACAAAGAAUUGAACGACCUUGUGUACAAGUUUACAAAUAAUUUCUGGAAAAACGGGUAUAACCACAUUGUUGAUAGAUUGGAUUAUAGUCGUACCGCCAGAACUGUUAGAUUCAAAAAUGGACUGAAACAGCUAACAGUGUCACAAGUUGAAAAUACUGGUAAUGGGGAGAUGGACAGCGAUGAACACAUGUCAGAAGAAGAGAAGGAGAAAAAUAAUGUUAUUCUGAAUGACCUACUAAAAGGAUUUGAUUUCGACAAACCAAUAGCGUUGAAUGAUUCCGACGAGGAGCCCAUAGCCCAACAUGAAGAAGAGGAAGUAGACGCUUCCAAACAUGAGAAUGUUAAAAUGGAAAAAGUACCCGAGGUAAAUGAGCCGGAAGACGAGAGCACCAUACCACAAGAUGUUUCAGAAGAAAAGACAGAACAUGACGACGACGGUGUUGACGUGCAGGAGGACCAUGAAUUUAUUCCGACUUUCACCAAGGAAAUUGGUCAAGGUACAAUAAGCAACACUGAGACGCUGAGAAACCUAUUCAACCCCACUGAAGCAGAACCAGUAUCACAAUUCAAGUUAAUUGAACAUUCUGAUAAUGAUAUUGAUCAUGCGAAGGAUGUUGACGUGAACCAACUGGAGGAAAAAGUAAGUAAAUCUCACAAUGUAGGUCUCACGUCUCCCAUAUCACAAAUAUCCAAAGAUAAAGAUACCAAAAAUUUCUUAUUUUUCCCCCAUUCACAAUCGCCAUUUUUAGUGGGGCAAACACAGUUGAGUAAAGUAAGGGCUACUGGAAAAGAAACAAUACUAUCGAACUGGGAUGAGGAGUUCUGGGCUAACAGAGGCAAUUGGACUCGUGAUAUGAGGCGCAAGAUGAAAGAUGCACUGAAGCACCGUAAGAGGAAACAAUCAAAGAGCGGGCUUCUUCUAUAG
Saccharomyces paradoxus is the source of this 1449-nucleotide messenger RNA. RefSeq names its product Nop8p (gene NOP8). The record is from RefSeq and is a predicted model, not a curated record. The coding region runs from base 1 to 1449 and encodes 482 amino acids. The transcript has a single exon. Lineage: Eukaryota; Fungi; Ascomycota; Saccharomycetes; Saccharomycetales; Saccharomycetaceae. Gene Ontology annotation, molecular function: RNA binding.